AAUAAGCCUCGCAGCCCUAGACUGCAGUCCUGUAACUCCUGCUUCAAUUUUCUCUCAGAGAUCAUCCGGAGGAGCGAUUCGCGUCAUCGUCGUCGUCACCGAAUAUAAUACAGGAAAGGGAGAUUCCUUACUACCAAGGUCAAGCAAAGCAUAAAGAGAAUACCAGAAGAGAGGAGGAGAAGAGGAGAAAAAACGUAGCAGAAGAAAACGUAAACGAGAAGAAGAAAGAAUGGCAGAAAACAAGCAAGUUGUGCAGCCCAAGUGCAACGUUAACGCCAAAUGGGACGCAUGUCUCGAUCUGACGGUUCGCCGAUUCGUUUACUCUUCCGUGGCUGGGACUUUUGGUGGUCUCCUUUUAUUCAUAUUGUGAUCGAGUGGAGACAUUCUUUCUCGCUAACGAGCUUGGUUUCUCUGAGAGAUGGGAGUCCGGUGACUCGCUGGGCAUCUGUAGCUUUUGGUGCUGGAGUUGGCCUAGGAUCUGCAUAUACAGAGUGUUCUCGUAUUUUUGAUGGAUCUCCUGCAAAAUUGGCACCUCCUAAGAUGGAAGAUUCUCCUGCGAAGUUGGCAUCUCCUGAGAUUGUAGAUUCUCCAGCUCCUCAGGUAGACUUGUCAUUUAUGUGACUGAUUAUGAGUAUGGAUUGCUUGUUAUCAUUUCCAGGAUAAGCAGGACUGAGAAUCUACACAAUUGACUUCAACCCUAGAGUGAAAUUAAGCCGGGAAAAAUUGGAGGAAAUAAUUGCAUAUAAUGCAAGUGUUGAAUUUUCUUUCUGACCAUUCUUGUUUUUUGCUCGCGUUCAUGGUCCAAGUUUGAACUAAAGAAAUGUUGUGCAAAGGCCUGCAACUUGAGCUUUAUCACCAGGAGCGGGAGGAAUAUUUCUAUUGCAUUAGGAAUUCUCCAUAGCCCUAAUUUUCAAGUCCUCAUCGUGGACCUCACUUCUUGGAUUGUAUUUUUUUGAUUGUUCUGGUAUUGGUAUUGUGCUCUCAGUUCAUACCUGGA
Molecule: messenger RNA, 997 nt
Organism: Tripterygium wilfordii
Lineage: Eukaryota; Viridiplantae; Streptophyta; Magnoliopsida; Celastrales; Celastraceae
Exons: 4
Coding region: 280-621 (113 amino acids)
Cellular component (GO): mitochondrion; MICOS complex; mitochondrial inner membrane
Source: RefSeq, a predicted model, not a curated record